Botrytis deweyae is the source of this 1527-nucleotide messenger RNA. RefSeq lists its product as uncharacterized. Gene Ontology annotation, molecular function: zinc ion binding; DNA-binding transcription factor activity, RNA polymerase II-specific. NCBI's taxonomy places the organism in Eukaryota, Fungi, Ascomycota, Leotiomycetes, Helotiales, Sclerotiniaceae. Gene Ontology annotation, biological process: regulation of DNA-templated transcription. The coding region runs from base 1 to 1527 and encodes 508 amino acids. The record is from RefSeq and is a predicted model, not a curated record. The transcript has 2 exons.
AUGUCCUUUCGUGGAAGACCAUCUAAAGCUUGUCAAAGAUGUAGAGCUCGGAGACUCAAGUGUGACCUUGCGCCUGUGACUUGUGGCUCAUGCAUGAGAGCCAGGGUGAUUUGCACUGGAUAUCGGGAUACCGAAAAGCUGCGCAUCAGAGAUGAAACCGACAGCUUACAUCGGAAAGCGACGGCUGUGCGCCAUCGCAUCAAUGACACCAAUGGUGGUGGAAAUUCGCUACUGAUGAAGUUAGGAGCUUCCAAUACCGAACCACGUUAUCUUCCGUUGGCACUCGACGUUCAGGCGAAAGAGUUGUUCUUCGACCAUUAUAUUCUUGCAGGUCAAAUCAACGGAUCAGGGGCUUGGGAUUUCUUGAAGCCAUAUCAUCAAUCAGAGAAAGCACCUGUAUAUUUACAGUUAACAAUAGAUGCCGCCAGUUUAGCAUAUCUUUCACACCAGUUCGGCUCGCAAAAAGCGCGUUUAAUUGCUUUGGAAAGGUAUACAGGCGCUCUUGGCGUCAUGAGUAAAGUUCUAAAAUCACCUGAAACAUCAAGGGAAAUGACGACACUAUUCACAACUCUACUUUUGGAUUUGUUCGAAAAGCUCUCAACUACUCAACCUUUUGGAAAUCGAGGGUGGAGUAGCCACCUACGAGGAGCUCUCGCUAUAUCCGAAAGGUGUGGAGACCAAUUUACUACAUCAAGUACUGCAAUGCGUGCUUUCACACGGUUGAGCACAAAUUUGCUCAUUACCUCUCUCGCAGCGGGUACUGCUCUGCCAACUGGUUUCUUUCGCCUUCGAGAAUACUUGGAGAAAAGUCCUUCCAUUGAUGUUCCUAGGAAUCCCAAAUGGCAAUUGUCGAAAAUAAUGGCGCAAUAUGUCAAUUUGCAAAACAAUAUUCAAAAUGGAAAACGCGCUAGGGAAAGCUCUCUUCAAGAAGCAAGAGAAUUAGAUUCCAUCCUCAAAAAUUUCUCUGACCGCGAUGUAAGAAUCAAACAAAUAUUCAGGACUCUACCCUCUAGGAUGGUCUAUGGAAACGUCUACUAUUCAUACCCCGAUAGACAUUCAACCCAGACGUGGAAUGUUGUGAGACUGGCUCACGUUUUAGUGGUGAACUUUCUCGUAUCGAACGCCACCACUGAGAUGGAGCGUUCGCAGUAUCUUAUCAAAGUAAAUGAGAUUGCGUCUAACAUUUGUGCUUCUGUUCCACAAUAUCUCGACUGUGUGGGUGCUGUGAAGUCGCUAGGACAAAUAGAAUUACUGCACCCAGUUGUUACAUCGCAUAAUUCUUGCACGUCCCAUACACCUUCGCACAGAUUGGCCUGCUAUACACUUAUAUUCCCACUUUACAUAGCUGGAUUUGUCAGAGAUUCUGACUCCAGUAUAUGGAAAUGGGCUACCGAAAAAUUGCAUUAUAUCGGCAGUCAUUUUGGCAUUCGAAAUGCCGAACUUGUUGCUCAAAUUCUCGAGAAAAGAAGCGAGAACGAUCCUUGGAAAGUGUAUACCUUGCUUGGUAGCUAUGCAUUCGGUGCUUGA